UUUCACGUGGGCGUGGAUAAUUCUCAACCAGAGGUCGAAGAUUAUGUGAAUCACGACCCAGUGCCAAAACUGCUCGGAAAUGGCCGUCGGAAAGAGGAUUCACAGCGUCUGAAAUAACUGCUGCCACUCCUACAUCCCCUCCUCCUCCUCCUCCUCUCCCCUGCUGUGCAAUGCUCCAUUUCACGUUCUGCAGAAAACCGAUCGGAGUGAUCCCUAACCUUCCUUCGAGCCGGCUGCUCAUUCAUCCCCCCUGCUUGGUGGUGGUGGUGGUUGCUCGGUCCUGUUGUGUACAUUUCUGCUUUGUUUAAUUCUGUCGCUGCCCCCCUGAGCUGAUGAUAUGUAAGUUUCUGCAGCCUGCUGCUUUCACUGUGCAAGCUGCACCUCCUCUGCUCAGAUCCUCCAGCUGAGAGCAGUCAGGAGGGCUCAGGAACUCAGUCUAUUGGCUUGUUGCACCUCUCCUACUGCCAGCCUCCUUCAGACUGGAAGCUCUUCAGUUCUCGUAGCGUCACACUAGCUGCUGCAGCUUGACAUCUUUGCCGUGUGAUGGAAAGUCUUUGAAUGCUGAGCAGAAAGAGGGACAUACACAGGGAACAUUACAUUUCGCUGUCUCGUAAAUGAAACCGAAAAUAAUCAUGACGGACAAUGUGCUGGGUGAGGGCAAACUGGACCCAUAUGUCAGUGCUUUAGGAUGGCCAGUGACAGCUCGACCAUUACCAGUCCUGUGGUACGUCAGAUCGACAAACAGUUUCUGAUCUGCAGCAUCUGUCUGGAUCGUUACAAAGUUCCUAAAGUUCUUCCCUGCCUUCACACCUUUUGUGAGAGGUGUCUACAAAACUACAUUCCUGCCUACAGUUUAACUCUUUCCUGCCCAAUCUGCCGUCAGACUUCUAUCUUGCCUGAAAAGGGUGUUUCUGCGCUACAGAACAACUUUUUCAUUACAAACCUAAUGGAUGUUCUUCAGCGGACUCCAGACAACAGCUGUGAGGACUCCUCCAUCCUAGAGACGAUCACAGCAGUAGCAGCAGGGAAACCCCUUUCCUGUCCAAAUCACGAUGGAAAUGUAAUGGAGUUUUACUGCCAAUCCUGUGAGACAGCAAUGUGUCACGAAUGUACAGAAGGUGAACAUGCUGAGCACCCAACUGUUCCCCUCAAGGAUGUAGUUGAGCAGCACAAGUCCUCCCUGCAGACUCAACUGGAGGCUGUCAAACAGAGGUUGCCUGAAUUGGACUCUGCUCUUAGUUUCCUGUCUGAAAUCUUGCAGGAUUUGACCAAUGAGAAAGUAAGCAUUGAAGAAGAGAUCCAUGCUACAUUCGAUGAGCUCCAAAAGACUUUAAAUGUACGAAAGAGUGUUCUGCUUAUGGAACUGGAGGUCACAUAUGGUGUUAAACAAAAAGUUCUCCAAGCACAAUUGGAUGCACUACUGCAAGGUCAAGAGAGCAUUAGAAGCAGUUGCAACUUCACGGAACAAGCUCUAAACCAUGGGACCGAAACGGAAGUGCUUUUAGUGAAGAAGCAAAUGGGUGAUAGGUUGAACGAAUUAGCUGUUCAAGAGUUUCCUUUACAGCCCCAAGAAAAUGAUCAGCUGGAGUUUGUGGUGGAAACUGAAGGACUGAAGAAAUCCAUUCAUAAUUUAGGUACCAUAAUCACCACAAAUGCCGUGGCCUAUGAGACUGUUGCGACGGGUGAGGGAUUGAGACAAUGUGUGAUUGGCCAUCCCACAUCUGUUACUAUAACAACAAAGGAUAAAGAUGGAGAACUUGUGAAAACUGGAAAUGCGUGUCUAAGUGCUGAAAUUGCAUCUCCUGAUGGUAGUGUUGUUGAUGGGGAAAUACUUGACAAUAAAAAUGGCACCUAUGACUUCCUUUAUACCAUUCAGAAAGAGCAAAAGGAGGGUGACUUUACACUUACCCUCCGACUAUACGAUCAGCAUAUUAAAGGAAGUCCAUUUAAAUUGAGGGUUGUCAAACCCACUGAUCUGUCUCCAACAUCUGAUGGAGUCAAACGUCGUGUGAAGUCACCUGGUAGUGGACAUGUAAAACAAAAGGCUGUGAAACGGCCAGCCAGCAUGUAUAGCACUGGAAAAAGAAAAGAGAAUCCGAUUGAAGAUGACUUGAUCUUUAGAGUUGGUACUAAGGGAAGAAAUAAAGGGGAAUUCACUAACUUGCAGGGAGUGGCAACAUCCACCAGUGGAAAGAUCAUGAUCGCAGACAGUAACAAUCAAUGUGUACAGAUUUUCUCAAAUGACGGACAAUUUAAAAACCGGUUUGGUGUUCGUGGCCGCUCUCCUGGGCAGCUGCAGCGUCCAACGGGAGUAGCUGUACACCCAAGUGGGGACAUUAUCAUUGCUGAUUAUGAUAACAAGUGGGUGAGCAUUUUUUCACCGGAUGGGAAAUUCAAGACCAAGCUAGGCUCUGGGAAGCUUUUGGGACCAAAGGGUGUUGCAGUGGAUCGGAAUGGUCAUAUAAUUGUGGUGGACAACAAGGCUUGCUGCGUCUUUAUUUUCCAGCCUAAUGGGAAGCUGGUGACAAAAUUUGGUAAUCGAGGAAACAGUGACAAGCAGUUUGCAGGUACACUUGAUGGGCCUCAUUUCGCAGCAGUCAACAACAAUAAUGAAAUCAUUGUUACAGAUUUUCAUAACCAUUCUGUUAAGGUAUUUAACACAGAUGGUGAGUUUGUAUUAAAGUUUGGAUCUAAUGGAGAAGGAAAUGGCCAGUUUAAUGCUCCGACAGGAGUGGCAGUGGAUUCCAAUGGAAAUAUUAUAGUUGCUGACUGGGGAAAUAGCCGUAUACAGGUGUUUGAUGGAAGUGGAUCGUUUCUGUCUUAUAUUAACACUUCAGCUGAUCCUCUUUAUGGACCUCAAGGUUUAGCAUUGACCUCAGAUGGUCAUGUAGUAGUAGCUGACUCUGGAAAUCAUUGCUUUAAAGUUUAUCGCUAUUUGCAGUAACAUUUGCUCUUUGGAUCUACAAAUCUAAUUGGAACUGGAUGCAGAUGAAUUCCAAUGUUAACUCACUAAGUUUACCUUUAGGAUGGGAGCGGCCUGUUGAAGAUUGUUUUUGUUUGAUGCCUUUUCCUGUCCCAGGUUAUUUAAGUAAACUAAACACGUGGAAGAAAUAUGUGCAGUUUUAUACCUGGGAUUUCCUCUAAC
Molecule: messenger RNA, 3145 nt
Organism: Chiloscyllium plagiosum (whitespotted bambooshark)
Lineage: Eukaryota; Metazoa; Chordata; Chondrichthyes; Orectolobiformes; Hemiscylliidae
Gene: trim2a
Product: tripartite motif containing 2a
Biological process (GO): protein polyubiquitination; proteasome-mediated ubiquitin-dependent protein catabolic process
Molecular function (GO): protein binding; zinc ion binding; ubiquitin protein ligase activity
Source: RefSeq, a predicted model, not a curated record